Triticum aestivum (bread wheat) is the source of this 1214-nucleotide messenger RNA. RefSeq names its product NADH-ubiquinone oxidoreductase chain 2-like. Lineage: Eukaryota; Viridiplantae; Streptophyta; Magnoliopsida; Poales; Poaceae. The coding region runs from base 417 to 1175 and encodes 252 amino acids. The record is from RefSeq and is a predicted model, not a curated record. The transcript has 2 exons.
ACGUUCUAAUAAAGAAUUUCGGCUCAGCCCGGGAAAGCGCUGGCAACAACAUAAAGAAAGGGGUCCAUGUAGCUGCUGCGCCCGCCCACUGAGCAGCAGGUUCGGCAUCUACUACAAAAGAGAGAAUCCACUUCAGAUAACCACGUCUCUGCUAGGCAGCGUGUGGAAUGGCCGAGAGCGGACCAAAUGGAUAUAUAAUCCAAGCCGAGAGUGGAGUUACGUGAACAGCCGUUUGAUGGAGAACAACUUUCACGUUCGGUUCAGAGAGCACUUUUUUCGUUGAGAAUAAGUCCUUCCCUUUUGUGUGAAUUCCCCAGCGGCGAAUUAACAACUUGUGGGGCCCUAUCUAUUCAAUCUCUCGAGCCCCAAGAAAACCCCCCUCUCCCUCGGACUCAAUCUCUCUUUUGACUCUAUAUAUGUGGGCACCUGAUAUCUAUGAGGGUUCACCCACCCCGGUGACAGCAUUCCUUUCUAUUGCGCCUAAAAUCUCUAUUUCUGCAAAUAUGUCACGUGUUUCUAUUGUUGCUUCCUAUGGGGGUACAUUACAACAAAUCUUCUUUUUCUGCAGCAUUGCUUCUAUGAUCUUAGAAGCACUGGCCUCCAUGGCCCAAACGAAAGUCAAAAGACCUCUAGCUCAUAGUUCGAUUGGACAUGUAGGUUAUAUUCGUACUGGUUUCUCAUGUGGAACCAUAGAAGGAAUUCAAUCACUACUAAUUGGUAUAUUUAUUUAUGCAUCAAUGAUGAUAGAUGCAUUCGCCAUAGUUCCAGCAUUACGGCAAACCCGUGUCAAAUAUAUAGCGGAUUUGGGCGCUCUAGCCAAAACGAAUCCUAUUUCGGCUAUGACCUUCUCCAUCACAAUGUUCUCAUACGCAGGAAUACCCCCGUUAGCCGGCUUUUGUAGCAAAUUCUAUUUUUUCUUCGCCGCUUUGGGUUGUGGGGCUUACUUCCUAGCCCCAGUGGGAGUAGUGACUAGCGUUAUAGGUCGUUUUUAUUAUAUACGCUUAGCGAAAAGAAUGUUUUUUGAUAGACCUAGGACAUGGAUUCUAUAUGAACCAAUGGAUCGUGACAAGUCGUUACUACUAGCAAUGACUUCCUCUUUCAUUACUUCAUCCUUUCCAUAUCCCUCUCCCUUGUUCGAUCUUACUCAUCAAAUGGCACUCAGUUCAUAUCUGUAAGUUCGUUCGAUCAUUGACAAGGUUCAAAGAAAGGGUGGG